Melopsittacus undulatus (budgerigar) is the source of this 488-nucleotide messenger RNA. RefSeq names its product cadherin-9-like. The transcript has a single exon. The record is from RefSeq and is a predicted model, not a curated record. Gene Ontology annotation, molecular function: cadherin binding; calcium ion binding. Gene Ontology annotation, biological process: cell-cell junction assembly; multicellular organism development; cell morphogenesis. Lineage: Eukaryota; Metazoa; Chordata; Aves; Psittaciformes; Psittaculidae. The annotation marks the transcript as partial. Gene Ontology annotation, cellular component: catenin complex; adherens junction.
UAUUAGUUGUCUUGUUUAUGGCCCUCAAGAGACAAAGGAAGAAAGAACCCUUGAUCAUCUCAAAGGAUGAUGUUCGGGACAACAUUGUUACCUAUAAUGAUGAAGGAGGCGGGGAAGAAGACACACAGGCUUUUGACAUUGGCACACUGAGAAAUCCAGAAGCAAGGGAGGAAAGUAAGAUGAGAAGAGAUGUUAUCCCAGAAACUAUAUUUCAGAUAAGACGGACUGCACCUCUUUGGGAAAACAUUGAUGUCCAAGAUUUUAUUCACAGAAGGUUAAAGGAAAAUGAUUUAGACCCAGCUGCCCCUCCUUAUGAUUCACUAGCAACAUAUGCCUACGAAGGAAAUGAUUCCAUAGCAAAUUCACUUAGCUCCCUGGAAUCACUCACUACAGAGGGCAACCAAGACUAUGAUUACCUCAGUGACUGGGGCCCUCGAUUUAAAAAACUAGCAGAUAUGUAUGGUGGAGAGGACAGUGAUAGAGACUGA